Acanthosepion pharaonis is the source of this 702-nucleotide messenger RNA. Lineage: Eukaryota; Metazoa; Mollusca; Cephalopoda; Sepiida; Sepiidae. The record is from the annotation of a GenBank genome assembly.
AUGUGUUCCUCUUCAAAAUAUUACCUCAUUGUCCUUAAUGUUUUCUUUCUCAUCUUAUCUUUCGUGUUUAUAACUAUUGGCGUUAUCAUUCAGACUACUUUGGCCGCAAAUUACACCUUCUUAAGCGAACAUCUCGCUCCACCGGCGGCUGUAAUGCUCACCUUCGGACUCCUAGUCUUUUCCGUCUCACUUCUCGGUCUCUUCAGUGUCUCCUGCCGAAGCCACUAUCUAUUGUGGAUCUACAUCUGCUUCCUAGUCAUUCUGAUCGUCGUCGAAUUCUUUCAGGUGAUCUCCGGUUUGAUAGCCAAGUCGCACGUGUUGAGAUUAAUUGUAGACUCCCUGCGCGCUGCACAGUUCAAAUAUACGAGGGACUAUCUUGCCAGUUUCACUUGGGAUUCUAUCCAGCGGGACUUCAAGUGCUGUGGUGUUUCCAACGUCCAGGAAUGGUCUCCUCAUUUGCACAACUCGUCUCUUCCGGACUCCUGUUGCACGGUCUACAUUAUCGACUGCGGUAAAACUGCACUCGAAACUGGGAACUUUUAUCAAAGCGGCUGCAUCGGUGCCAUUUCCCAAUGGAUUGACCGACAUCAAAUCAUAAUUGGGGUAUCUGUGUGUAUCAUAAUUAUUCUUCAGCUUUUGUCCCUCGCAUGUUCAAGGGGUUACCUACAAGUUCUUCAAUGUUAUGGCUCCGCUAAAGGCUGA